AUGGCUUCCUUCCUAUCACGAUGCCGACCUCGCAGCCUUGCGCGUCCCCCACUGAUGGGCGUACAGCUCACUCAACACCUUCGAGCCUUCCACAUCUUCCGCGAUGUCCCGCCGCUUCGCCAGCACCGUCGAGAGCUGCUUCUCAAAGGGGAGCCCGUAGGACUUGUGCCUACUAUGGGUGCCUUACACAAAGGGCAUCUCUCUUUGGUGAGAGCGGCAGCAGAAGAGAACGGCAAGGUCUUCGUCUCCAUAUAUGUCAACCCAACCCAAUUUGGCGUGGACGAAGAUCUAGACUCAUACCCAAAGACGUGGGACAGCGACCUGGCAAUGUUGGAAGAGCUGGACACGGAGCUCGAGAAAGCGGGAAAAGGUCGUAUCGACGCCAUAUUCGCACCCACAACGAAAACAGUGUACCCAACGCUGCCUCCCGACAGUCGCGUGGACGGCGUAGGCUCCUUCGUCACAAUCACACCGCUCGCAACACUGCUAGAGGGAAAGAGCCGGCCAGUCUUCUUCAGAGGCGUCGCAACAGUGUGCAUGAAGCUCUUCAAUAUCGUGCAAGCUGACAAUGUCUACUUUGGUCAAAAAGAUGUGCAGCAAACCGUCAUCAUCAAACGUCUAGUGAAAGACUUCCACCUGCCCACCACAGUCCGGAUCAUCCCCACAGAGCGAGAGGAGGACGGACUCGCAAUGUCAAGUCGGAACGUAUACCUCGGCGAGCGCAGAAGAAGAGCGGGUAUUGUGUUGAGCAAGGCAUUGGGGGCGGCAGAGAAGGCAUACAUGAUGGGAAGGAGGAACCGAGAUGAGAUCCUGGCAUUUUCGUGGGAUGUGGUGAAUCGUGCGCAGUUGGAGCAGGACACGCUGGAGAAGAACGAGAGGGCACUGUUUGAGGUGGACUAUAUCUCGUUGGCAGAUCCUGAGGGCUUGGAAGAGGUUGAAAUGGUUGACUCGGAUCAGGGCGCUGUGUUGAGUGGUGCUGUGAAGAUGCUGCCGCUUGAGGAAGUCAAGAAUGGUGAGAAGUUGGGUCUUGGGAGCGAUGAGGUACCUGUCAGACUGAUCGAUAAUAUUCCGUUACCACCUAUGAAGGCACCUUGA
Messenger RNA from Fulvia fulva, 1095 nucleotides. RefSeq names its product Pantothenate synthetase. The record is from RefSeq and is a predicted model, not a curated record. NCBI's taxonomy places the organism in Eukaryota, Fungi, Ascomycota, Dothideomycetes, Mycosphaerellales, Mycosphaerellaceae. The coding region runs from base 1 to 1095 and encodes 364 amino acids. Gene Ontology annotation, molecular function: pantoate-beta-alanine ligase activity. The transcript has a single exon. Gene Ontology annotation, biological process: pantothenate biosynthetic process.